Nelumbo nucifera (sacred lotus) is the source of this 1392-nucleotide messenger RNA. Its product is annotated as immune-associated nucleotide-binding protein 1-like. Gene Ontology annotation, molecular function: GTP binding. The record is from RefSeq and is a predicted model, not a curated record. NCBI's taxonomy places the organism in Eukaryota, Viridiplantae, Streptophyta, Magnoliopsida, Proteales, Nelumbonaceae.
CUUGGAAAGCCGUGUAUGCGUUCCCACAAUGAGACUCCUCAGUCCUCGCUGUGUUUUGGCUUAGUGCCAAUCAAAGUUGGUGUCCGAAUAAAUUAGUCAGCUUUGACAAUACCAAUCAAUCUCCAGCUUUCGUCCGGCCCCCAUAAAUUUAGACCACUUCUAUGUGCAUUUUCAAGCAGACUCCUCUUCCAGCAGGCUUAAAAUCCGGAAGACAAAACAAAGAUCUCGUUUCUCCGAUAAUUUUGCUCCUUGUGUGAUGGCUUUGUCCAAACCCAAUGAGGUUACCCUAGCUUUAGUUGGACGUACUGGCAAUGGCAAAAGUGCAACAGGAAAUAGCAUUCUUCAGAGGAAUGCCUUCAAAUCAAAAGUUGCUUCUGGUUCAAUUACAAAAAAAGCUGAACUUCAGCAGGGUGUUCUGGGAGAUGGUCGAGGUGUUAAUGUCCUUGACACUCCUGGAUUAUUUGAUUUUGCAGUUGGAUCGGAUAAUGUAAGCAAAAAGAUUGCUAACUGUAUCAAUUUAGCAAAAGAUGGGAUCCAUGCAAUUUUAUUGGUGCUAUCAGUUAGGAGCCGUUUUACUGAAGAAGAAGCAGAAGCAAUUCAGGUCCUGAGGGGUCUUUUUGGACCUAAAAUUACUGAUUAUUUGAUCAUUGUUUUUACUGGUGCUGAUGUUCUUGAAGAUGACGAAGCUACUUUACAAGAUUAUUUGGAUGCAAAUUGCCCUCAACCUUUACAGGAAGUUCUCCAAUUAUGUAAGCAUCGGACUGCUUUGUUUAAUAACAAAACUAAGAAUGCAAAGAAGCGGGCUUCACAGAUUAAUGAACUUAUUAUCCUUGUAGACAAGAUCUUUACAGAGAAUGGUGGGAAGCCAUAUACAAAUGAACUUUUUCUAAGUUUACAGGAAGAAACUAAGAGACAACGCAAGAUGAAGGAAGAAGCUGAGCUACAAGCAUUAGCCAAGAAGGAGACAGCAAGAUUACAAGAGCAAAUGCAAAAAGCAUAUGAUGCCCAACUCGCACGAGUAACAGAAACGAUUGAGUCGAAGCUAAGCGGCACAAUUUCAAGCCUUGAAAGAGAAUUGGCAGAAACGCGACAAGCACAUCAGAAUGCAGUAAGCCACUCUCACAUGGCCCACCAGCAGGCAAUGAAUGAAAUCCAUGCAUUGCAGCACAAUCUGUCGGCUGCCCACCAGGAGAUUGAGAGGCUUCGUCGGCCUCCUCCUAGACCUCAUCGUUUAUGUGCAAUUAUGUGAUGUACAACUACUUGUUAUAUCAUACGUAUUACCCUGGAGAACCUAAAACUACUUGUGUUUUUUUAGUUAGGUUAUGUGAGUGGUGGGGAUAAAAAGAGGAUAAAGGGUGCUUUAUUCUAUAUAAAAUAGAUACUCAUGUCUAA